AUGAUGAAAAGGCAGUUUCAUCGGAUGCGGCAGCAGCUGUCCCAUCCCAACAUCACCAGCAGAGCCCAAGAAGCAACCGAGCUCCUGCCAGAAGAUUUGCUGCAGAUUGAGCAGAGGAUCGAGCCAGCCAAGCGAGCAGCCCACAGCGUGUCCAAGAGGCUCCAAGCCUGCCUGCAGGGGCAAUGCGGCUCUGAGAUGGACAAGCGAGUGAAGAAGCUGCCCUUGAUGGCUCUAUCCACGACAAUGGCUGAGAGCUUCAAGGAACUGGACACAGAGUCCAGCCUCGGGAAAGCCCUGGAGAUGGGCUGCUGCAUACAGAGCUCGCUGGCCAAAAUCCUGGCUGAGUUUGAGAUCGCUCUGGAGCAUGACGUCCUGCAGCCGCUCAACAAACUCAGUGAGGAGGAACUUCCCAUCAUCCUGAAGCGCAAGAAGACCCUCCAGAAGUUGAUUUCUGACUGGAACACAAUCAAGAGCCGGCUGAACCAAGCUGCCAAGAGCUCCAGUAACAGCGCUGGCACUGGCGCUGGCCCGGGGGCAUCUUCUGCUGCCAACAAACUGGAGAUCUUGAAGGAAGAGGAGGAGGAGGUGAAGAGGAAGGUGGAGCAGUGCAAGGACGAGUACAUGGCUGACCUCUACCACUUCUCCACCAAAGAGGACAGCUACGCCAGCUACUUCAUCAAACUGCUGGAAAUCCAAGCCCAGUACCACCGGCAAUCCCUGGGAUCUCUGGACUCGGCUCUGGUGGAACUGAAGGAAAGCCACAGCCAGUCAGAACCCUCCUUCACUGCAGACACCCCGAUGGCAGGAUACUACGGUGUGCCCUUAGAGAUGCACCUCAAGAGUUUGGGUCGGGAGAUUGCGUUGCCCAUCGAAGCCUGCGUCAUGAUGCUGCUGGCCUCCGGCAUGAGGGAGGAGGGACUCUUCCGGCUGCGGGGCGGGGGGACACGAUCGGGCAGUCCUUGCUGUCCCCCAGCCACCAUCAGCCGUGCCGCUCCCCCUCCCCUCCCAGGUGCACUGAAAUCCUACCUGCGGGAGCUGCCCCAGCCUUUGAUGACCUUCGAGCUCUACAACGAAUGGGUCAAAGUGGCCAGCUUAAAGGACGUUGACAGCCGCAUACAGAGCCUGCGAGACACCUGCAGCCGCCUGCCCCGGGAGAGCUACAACAAUCUGAGGUAUCUGGUCAAGUUUUUAGCCAAGCUGGCCGAACACCAGGAGGUGAAUAAAAUGACCCCCAGUAACAUCGCCAUUGUGCUGGGCCCCAACCUGCUGUGGUCGCAGCAGAGCACAGAAGACCCCAUGCAACUGGACUUGGCCUCGGUCUCCUCCAUCCAGGUGGUGAGCGUGGUGGAAGCCCUCAUCCAGAACGCAGACACCCUCUUCCCCGGAGAGGUAGAUUUCAAUGUCUCGGGCAUGUUCAUGCCACCAGAGAACAGACGACUUGGUGAGGCCGCCCCGGUGGAAGAGCUGACCCCUGAGCCCCCUCCAGCUAGCACCUCAACUCUCCCAGAUGGAGAGGCCACCUCGAGGGACCCAGAGGCCAGGUCCCAGCCGGCAUCCCCAGCAGUGACCAGACCUCCCGAAACUGCAGGGCCGCCGGCUCCAACAAUGACUGAUGACACUGCCCGCAAAGGCAAGCGCCCAGCUCCAGCCCGACCCAUGAUGCCGCCGCCACCCGUGGCCCAGCUCCGGAGCAUG
Cariama cristata (Red-legged seriema) is the source of this 1695-nucleotide messenger RNA. It is a transcript of the gene SH3BP1, whose product is annotated as SH3-domain binding protein 1. Gene Ontology annotation, biological process: regulation of actin cytoskeleton organization; signal transduction; regulation of Rac protein signal transduction. Lineage: Eukaryota; Metazoa; Chordata; Aves; Cariamiformes; Cariamidae. The record is from RefSeq and is a predicted model, not a curated record. The annotation marks the transcript as partial. Gene Ontology annotation, molecular function: protein binding; GTPase activator activity. The transcript has 19 exons. Gene Ontology annotation, cellular component: intracellular anatomical structure; cytoplasm; cytosol.